AUGAUCUUUUCCUUUCAACAGGUCAGGGAGAAGGUACAUGAGGAAAAUCAAGAGUUGUUCAUGACAUUCAUUGACCUUACUAAGGCCUUCAACACUGUCAACUGGCAAGCACUAUGGAAAGUUCUGGAAAAGCUUGGUGUACCUGACAAGAUGUUGAAUGUUAUCAUCUCCUUUCAUGAGAGAAUGAAGGCUGCUGUCAUGUCCGGAGGGGGAUCUUCAGCUUCCUUUAAUAUUACAAAUGGCACAAAGCAAGGUUGUGUUUUGGCCUCUGUUUUGUUUGCACUCUUUUCAGUGAUGCUGAGUUAUGCUUUUGACAACAUACAAAGUGGUGUCAAAUUCCAGUUUCGAACAAGUGGUGACUAUUCAAUCAUCAGCGUUUCAAACUCAUUCUUACAAUUUGAUAAAUUGGAUGGGGAUGAACAAUUACAAAUUGCUAAAGUUGCAUCAUCUAGAACUGCUAACUCAACCACUGGCUACAGUAUCAGAAAAUUCAUAAUGAGUUCAUCUUUUGGUCUCCAGACAUGA
Octopus sinensis (East Asian common octopus) is the source of this 525-nucleotide messenger RNA. RefSeq lists its product as uncharacterized. Lineage: Eukaryota; Metazoa; Mollusca; Cephalopoda; Octopoda; Octopodidae. The coding region runs from base 1 to 525 and encodes 174 amino acids. The transcript has 2 exons. The record is from RefSeq and is a predicted model, not a curated record.